Dendroctonus ponderosae (mountain pine beetle) is the source of this 1976-nucleotide messenger RNA. Its product is annotated as pyrokinin-1 receptor. Gene Ontology annotation, cellular component: plasma membrane. Gene Ontology annotation, molecular function: neuromedin U receptor activity. The record is from RefSeq and is a predicted model, not a curated record. Gene Ontology annotation, biological process: neuropeptide signaling pathway. Lineage: Eukaryota; Metazoa; Arthropoda; Insecta; Coleoptera; Curculionidae.
UGCUGAUCCUUCGUCCUUAUUGCGCCUGCAUCUCGUCCUGGCAGGAAGAAGCCUUCGAGGUCUAAAAUCUACCAAACAGUAUCGCGGAAACCGGCAGCAGGAAUCCUGCAACUUGUAGCUCAUUCAAGUCGGUGAGCGCACCUCAUUUUGCGCGAAUACUUGGGAAAAGUUCUACAUACAAUAAUCAGUUGAGUUUUUCUUUGGAUGUUAUGGAGUGGAUUUUUCAAGCAGCCGAAGCAGUGUUUUAGGAAAAACCCCAUCUGGUCCGACAUGCGGCCGCAAGGACUUUUUGCUUCAAGAGAGCUCAAUGAGUGGCCGAUUGAUUUCCAAAGGAAUUUUCCGCAAUAAAUCGCAAACGGAGAAAAUGGAACUGUUCAACGAAACCAUAUGCAGCGAAGAAAUCUACGGUCCGAAGCGCGACGAACUCUACAUAGUUUUACCCAUAUCGGUGAUAUAUUUAGUGAUAUUUAUUACGGGAACUGUAGGCAAUAUCACAACGUGUAUAGUGAUAUAUCGGAAUAAAUCGCUACAUACUGCCACGAACUACUACCUGUUUAGUUUGGCCGUUUCUGACCUGGUUCUAUUGGUGUCUGGGUUGCCGCAGGAGAUUUAUUUGAUCUGGAGCAGAUAUCCGUACAUUUUUGGAAACCUUUUCUGCUUCCUCAGAGGACUGUUGGCUGAAACUUCAGGAAAUGCCACUGUAUUGACCAUCACCGGAUUCACAGUGGAACGAUAUCUGGCCAUCUGCCACCCAUUUCUAUCGCAUACCAUGUCCAAGCUUUCUCGAGCUGUGAAAUUCAUUUUAUUAAUUUGGUUUUGGCUGUUGUGGUGGCAUUCUUCAUUUGCUGGGCCCCAUUCCACGUGCAGCGCCUCUACACGAUCUACGCCACAUUUCCCAAACCCGAUGAAAAAACCCAUUCGCUCUACCUGCAAAUCUACGCAUUGGUCACCUACAUUAGUGGAGUUCUCUAUUACAUAUCAGCCACCACAAAUCCGAUUUUAUACAGUAUUAUGAGCGUGAAGUUUAGAGAAGCUUUCAAGGAAACUUUCUUCAAAUGUUGUGGCCUCGGAAUACAACGCGGUAAACCGCCGAAACAAUACUCAAUUCUCUCGAGGUCCAACGUAAAAAAUCCACCGGAAUCCACGGAUUCGGCCAAAGACGAAAUGUUCCAGACCCACACCACAUUGAUUUAUAAGAACUCUAACGAUUCAUUUCCAAGUUCGACAAAUUUGUUCAUUUGCAGAUUCAAAUUUUCAUUGCAUCGCCUCACCAAAUCGAACGAAACGCACACCAUUUCCGAAAAAUCGAAUUCAUUCUCCACCUAUGCCUCUUUGCCAGUGGUCAACAACGCCCAAAACGAGUCGAAACUGACCAAAAUCUCCCAGUACUUUGUCUGCCUGCGGAAAAAUCAGGAAAAUGGCAAACUGGCGUAUGGGAAUCGCGACGGUCAUCCCAGCAUGGAGUUCCAUCUGAAUGGAAGCGAACGCGACUCUUGCGAUAUCAGCAACAGUAGCUUGAAGGACAUCGAAAAGGGAGCGAUUGAAGAUGAGUUGGGCGCCUACAUCAACGAGCUGAAAAGUGGGGGAAUUUAAGCAGAAGCCGGGAAUACGGCAUGAGAAAAUGACCAAAAUGGAGACUGAGAUGUAGAGAAUUAGGACAGAAACCUGCUAAACAUUGCAAAAAACAUUGCUGGAAUUUCCAAAUAUAAUUAUUAUCUAAUAGGAUCUACUUUCUCUGUGUUACUGUUACCUAAAUGCUGCAGAUGCGGUGCCUAAUUAAGUUAUUUUUCAUUUCACUGAUGAAUGUAUAACGUUCAAAGUGCGCUGGAACUUCAGAUUAUCGACGUAAAAAUACACCGUCGAACUCUAAACGGGCAGAAAAGUGCUUCAGAAAAGCUGUUAAGAAACAGAAAUAGAGCCAAUUAUGAAACUAAUGGGUUUUUAGGCGGUCGUUCGGUAGAAUUUCUUCCUGACGU